Meloidogyne enterolobii is the source of this 662-nucleotide messenger RNA. Lineage: Eukaryota; Metazoa; Nematoda; Chromadorea; Rhabditida; Meloidogynidae. The record is from the annotation of a GenBank genome assembly.
AAAUAUUAUCUUAAACGGUUUCUUUUGUAAAAUUUUGGGGGGUUUUAGAAGGAAUGUUUCCAAACGGGGGUGGGGGAGGGCUAUGGGGAAAUUUUUAGAGGAGCUACUGGGAGAGAUUGUCCGGAGAAAAUUUUUUGCUUCAUGGGAGGGGUAUGGGUGAUUUUAAAAAGUCCUACGUCGACUUUCGGGGACUGAAUACGCCACUAGUUUUUAUAUUUAAUUUUUCUAGUUAUUGGUAUAUUGCUAUACCUGUUCAUUAUGUUCUUUUUGCCUGUUGGUUUGGUGUUUUCUAUUUGGCUGUUCAUUUUGGCUUAAAUGUUGUUGGUUUGCUUGAAUUUUUCCAUCUACCCGAAAAUUGGAUUCAAAAAGUGAGAGAAAUGCCUAAAGCUGCGAGUACUUUGACUGCUACUUUUAUCUUAAUCAAAAUCUUUACACCAAUUCGUUAUGCAUCAACAAUUAUUGGAACAAAUUUAACUUAUAAAGCAUUAAAACAUUUGGGAUGGCUUCGAACAGUUCGACAACUUGAAUAUCGUGGUCGUAUUGAAUUUGAAAAAUUGAUGAGAAAAAUGAAUGAAAGAAGAAUUGCUGCUGCUGCAAAAUAUAGAAAAAAGAAUGGAAAUGGAAAAGGUUUAAAUGGAGAUAAUAAAAAGGAACAAAAUUAA